GGGCUGGCCGGUUCUCGGUUCAGUCUCGUCUCCGCGCUCCAAUGAUGCACAACCGAUGCGGAUCCAUCUGGCUGCUGGCCGUCCUGCUGCUGGCGCUCCUGCUUCCGGAGGCACUGCUGCCCACCGCCGACGCGGGCAGCGAACCGGUGUGCUCCUACCGCAACUCGGAGGAUGAGACCAUCUUCCUCAAGUACCUGCCGCUGCUGAGACGCGGACAGGACUACGUGGACUUCGGCAAGGACGGCAAGUGCCUCAAGCGGGCCAUCUGCACGGACACCUUCAAGACCAUCGUGGAGGACUGUGGACAGCAGAAGAUCAGUUGUGCCAACAAGGAUCGCUUCACCGGAGUUUUCCCCGGCUGCUGCCUCAAGUGCACCUAAAACCGAGGAGUUUCAUUAGAGAAAUGUGUAUGAUGUGUAUUAUGUGUUGAAAUGUAAACAGUAAACGAUUAGUGACACUUCUGUAUGGAAUAUAUGUUAGCAUUCAAAUACAGGGUAUACGAUAACUAUAGUUUA
Messenger RNA from Drosophila erecta, 515 nucleotides. RefSeq lists its product as uncharacterized. NCBI's taxonomy places the organism in Eukaryota, Metazoa, Arthropoda, Insecta, Diptera, Drosophilidae. The transcript has 3 exons. Bases 42 to 380 code for a protein of 112 amino acids. The record is from RefSeq and is a predicted model, not a curated record.